Molecule: messenger RNA, 663 nt
Organism: Eriocheir sinensis (Chinese mitten crab)
Lineage: Eukaryota; Metazoa; Arthropoda; Malacostraca; Decapoda; Varunidae
Exons: 4
Coding region: 13-411 (132 amino acids)
Source: RefSeq, a predicted model, not a curated record
CAUCGAGGCAGGAUGUACGGCGGUGCUCUCCCUCCUCCUCCACCUCCUGAGUAUUCCUGGCGGGCAGCGAUGAGCAAGCAGAAGAGACGCAACGCCUUCUUCUUCUACUUCAUGAUGGCCAAGAAACCCGAAGUGGAGAAGCGGCUCAUGAGGAAGGUGGAGAUGGCCAAGCUGGUGACGGCGGAGUGGCAGGCACUCCCAGAGGAACAGUGGAAGAAGUACCAGCUGAUGACCGGAGAAAGCAGGGAGAGGCUGGAUUGCCGAGGGGUGACGCUGCGCUGCCUUGACGAGGCUGCCCAGGAGAAAAAGCACCAGGCCGAGGAGAUGAAGAGGGACAUUGUCGACUUGGUGGACAUUAUGUGUGUGUGUGUAGGGACCAUUAAGAAACAUGAUCCACCACCGCCUGGUUAAUAUGUGCCGCCGACGAUCUGUUCAGCAGGAUGCAGCGUGCUCUGAGGCGGCCCCGGGCAGGAGGCAACAUGUGACCUCGUGCGCCAAACCUUUGACCUCUAUUCAGGAGCAGACUCGUCUCGUCUGGUCUCCCCCAGCAUCCAGGCAGCAUCUUGAAGGCCUGACUGGUUCCUUCGGCUCAGUGGUCUCGUCUCUGUCUCCCUCCCUGCAAGAGUUUAGUGCCAAGAAUGUGUGUGUGUGUGUGUGUGUGUG